CUCGCUUCGCUCCUCACAGCCGGCUGCUUAUCCCUUCGCGCUACGGAAGCAGCGGCCACCAUGGCGCCAGCGCCUCCCCCAAACCUCCGCUAAACCCCGGGGCCAUGCCCGCCGCCUCCUCGUCCACCACCAUCGCCGGCUCCCAAAAUGCCUCCUCCGCCCACGGCCAGGCCGCACCCAAACCCUCCUCUCCUCCUCGCCCCCCUCCGCUCCCCGCCCGCGCGCCACCUGGCCCCGCGGAGUAGGCGCCUCAGCUCCUCCACCACCCGCGUGGCCGUCUCGCCGUCGCCGCCGCCUCCGUCGUCGGCGACCUCCACGACGCCCUCCGACACGAGCGCGGCGCUGCGGGCGCUCUGCGUGCACGGCCAGCUGCCGCAGGCGCUCUGGCUGCUCGACUCCUCCCCGGAGCCGCCCGACGAGGACGCCUACGUGGCGCUCUUCCACCUCUGCGAGUGGCGCCGGGCCUCGGACGCCGGGAUGCGCGCCUGCGAGCACGCCGACGCCGCGCACCCCACCUUCGGCCUCCGCCUCGGCAACGCCAUGCUCAGCAUGCUCGUCCGCUUCGGCGAGUCGUGGCACGCCUGGGGCGUGUUCGCCAAAAUGCCCCAGCGGGACAUCUUCUCCUGGAACAUCAUGGUGGGCGGCUACGGCAAGGCCGGGUUCCUGGAGGAGGCGCUGGACCUGUACCACCGGAUGCUCUGGGCCGGGGUCAGGCCCGACGUCUACACCUUCCCCUGCGUGCUGCGCACCUGCGGGGGCGUCCCCGACCUGAGGAUGGGGAGGGAGGUGCACGCCCAUGUCCUGAGGUUCGGGUUCGGGGUCGAGGUCGACGUGCUCAAUGCGCUCGUGACCAUGUAUGCCAAGUGCGGGGACGUCGGGGCAGCACGGAAGGUGUUUGAUGGUAUGGCCUUGACUGACUGCAUCUCGUGGAAUGCGAUGAUCGCUGGGCAUUUUGAGAAUCAUGAGCGGGAGGCGGGGCUGGAGUUGUUCCUUAACAUGCUGGAGAAUGAGGUGCAGCCGAAUCUCAUGACGAUAACCAGUGUGACUGUUGCGUCCGGAUUGCUGUCUGACCUUGAUUUUGCAAAGGAAAUGCAUGCGUUAGCGGUAAAAAGAGGUUUUGCCACUGAUGUUGCGUACUGCAACUCUUUGAUUCAGAUGUAUACUAGUCUUGGGAGGAUGGGGGAAGCAUGCACGAUAUUCUCAAGAAUGGAGACCAGAGAUGCCAUGUCAUGGACAGCCAUGAUAUCAGGGUAUGAGAAAAACGGCUUCCCAGACAAAGCUCUUGAAAUGUAUGCACUGAUGGAAGUAAAUAAUGUAAGUCCUGACGAUGUCACUGUGGCAAGCGCUCUUGCUGCCUGUGCUUCCUUAGGGCGAGUAGAUGUUGGCAUCAAGCUGCAUGAGAUUGCUACGAGCAAGGGCUUCAUCAGGUACAUUGUAGUUGCAAAUGCACUCCUUGAAAUGUAUGCAAAGUCCAAGCACAUUGAUAAAGCUAUUGAAGUUUUUAAGUACAUGCCUGAAAAGGAUGUAAUAUCAUGGAGUUCAAUGAUCGCGGGCUUUUGCUUUAACCAUAAGUGCUUUGAGGCUCUGUUCUGUUUCCGGCAUAUGCUGGCAGAUGUAAAACCCAAUUCUGUUACUUUCAUUGCUGCUCUUGCUGCUUGUGCUGCUACUGGAUCUUUGAGGUAUGGUAAAGAGAUUCAUGCACAUGUUUUAAGGCGAGGUCUGGCAUCUGAAGGUUAUGUACCCAAUGCUCUUCUGGACUUGUAUGUGAAAUGUGGCCAGACAGGCUAUGCUUGGGCACAGUUCAGUGCACAUGGUGAAAAGGAUGUUGUAUCAUGGAAUAUCAUGCUUGCUGGUUUUGUUGCUCAUGGACAUGGAGAUAUUGCUUUAUCAUUCUUCGAUGAGAUGUUAGAAACUGGAGAGCAUCCGGAUGAAGUUACAUUUGUUGCUCUAUUGUGUGGUUGUAGUAGGGCUGGAAUGGUUAGUCAAGGUUGGGAACUUUUUCACCGCAUGACUGAGGAAUACUCAAUUGUUCCAAAUCUCAAGCACUAUGCAUGCAUGGUGGAUUUACUGAGCCGUGUUGGGAGAUUAACAGAAGCUUACGACUUCAUAAAUAGAAUGCCCAUCACACCAGAUGCUGCUGUAUGGGGAGCCUUGUUGAACGGAUGUCGGAUACACCGGCAUACUGAACUUGGGGAGCUUGCUGCCAAAUUUGUCCUUGAGUUGGAACCCAAUGAUGCUGGAUAUCAUGUUCUUUUGUCUGAUUUAUAUGCUGAUGCUGGCAAAUGGGCUGAAGUGGCUAGAGUGAGAAAAACCAUGCGAGAGAAGGGAUUGGAGCAAGACUAUGGGUGUAGCUGGGUUGAGGUUAAAGGAGAUAUCCAUGCAUUUCUUACAGAUGAUGAAUCACACCCGCAGAUGAAAGAAAUAAGUGCUGUUCUACAUAGCAUAUAUGAGCGGAUGAAAGCAUCUGGUUUUGAUCCUGUUGAAUCUUAUUCUUUAGAAGAUAAAGAAGUAUCCAAGGAUGAUGUUUUAUGUGGCCACAGUGAAAGACUAGCUGUCGCUUUUGGUCUGAUCAAUACCACACCUGGCACCUCUAUUUUUGUCACAAAGAACCAGUACACUUGCCAUAGCUGUCACGGUAUACUGAGGAUGCUUUCUAAGAUUGUUCGCAGAGAGAUAACUGUCAGGGACACCAAGGAAUUCCACCAUUUUAGGGAUGGAAGUUGUUCAUGCGGAGGUUCAGGCUAAGAAGACUAUAACAUGCGGUCAUGUGCUAAUCUCACGUCAGUUCCGAAUCACCAGUACAUAAGUCUUUGGCAACAAGCAUUGUGAACUUGAUAUAUAUAGUCACUAGCAAGUAGAAGGAUAGCUUCGAUACGGCAACAUGCCCACCAUCAGGCUGCUUGCUGCUUAGAUAAACAUAGCUUAUGUUUUGGGUUAUGCGUAGAAGCUCCAUGCAAAUUUACAGCUUGGUACAUGACAAAAGAUGGUGAAAAGUUAUCGGAGAUGCUGGGAAUUCAGUUCCAAUAUAUCUUGACCUCACAGAAAUCUCCUGAAGUAAUGCUUCUUGGAGAUGAUAUUUGCUUCCAACAACUUGCCAAAAGAAAUAUCAAAUGCAUGGGGAGCAUUAUCCAGAAACCACCAACACUUUGUGCCGCCACCAGAGUUUGUCUGUGUAUGAAUGAACAUCCCACGCUUUCAGGUGAUGCUCCUGCAGUCCUGUUUAAUAUCAGAUUGUCAUCCUCAUCCGGCAGCAGCGCAGUUCAUCCACAACACAGGUGAUGCUCCUGCAGUCAUGUUUACCAAUACAUCCUUGACCGAAAUAAAUUGUCUAUAAAAAAAAACUGUGGCAUCAAGAGACAUGCAUGUAACAAACAAGCAGUAGUAUUAGGGAAACUCAAGAUAUUAUUAGACAUAUGGUCCAGACAAGGAAAAAACCCCAACUGGACCAACUAACAACCAGGGAAACCAAUACACAACUAAACCGUACAAUCUAUUAUGAUUUCUACACAAUUGGAAGGCCACGGGCGCACCGCAGCCAUCUAGUGUCCGCUACAUCAAGGGCGGCUCAGCCUGGAUGUACAGGCAACAAUAAAUGGUGGAUAGGAAGCCUGGCAUGGAAGAAGAAGGAAGGAAAAUUCAGCAGCCCAAGAGAGCAUCGACUGGCCUCCUUUUCGGGUGAGCACAGCUCACGGCACGAUAUGAUCAUCAUCUGGGGGGAAAUAAGUAAAUGCAUCCCUAACCCCGUGGCUAUUCAAUGGGUUUAGGUUAGUUAGCAGGUCCCGUACGUGGAAUGGGAGGGAGAGGAGAAGAGAGGAAUUAAAUGGGGGCAUGCCAUGCAGAUUAUGCAAGCAAGCAAGCAAGCACAUCAAUUGCAUGCUGGAACAGUUGGUUGUUGCUGCUGCUGCUCCAAUCCAUGCUUGUUUUGUAUCCUCUUUUUCAUGAGCUUCUAGAACAUCUUUUAUUUGUGCGUGUGGUUGUGACUUCUGGGAGUACAUGCAUUCCACCCAUUUUAUUGUCUAGGGCGGUUGGCAACAUUUAUGGGUUGUUGAUUCAUGCAAUGUAGUAGUACUAGAAUUGAUGUAGGAGGAGGCGCGUUAGUUUUGUUUGGCCUGAUCACUUCUUAUUUUAUGUCGACAAAUUUGUGGUGAUUUUUGCACACGCACAAACAAAAAACA
Molecule: messenger RNA, 4175 nt
Organism: Triticum urartu
Lineage: Eukaryota; Viridiplantae; Streptophyta; Magnoliopsida; Poales; Poaceae
Gene: ECB2
Product: Tetratricopeptide repeat (TPR)-like superfamily protein
Biological process (GO): RNA modification
Molecular function (GO): zinc ion binding; RNA binding; protein binding
Source: RefSeq, a predicted model, not a curated record